Messenger RNA from Rhagoletis zephyria (snowberry fruit fly), 373 nucleotides. RefSeq lists its product as uncharacterized. The record is from RefSeq and is a predicted model, not a curated record. NCBI's taxonomy places the organism in Eukaryota, Metazoa, Arthropoda, Insecta, Diptera, Tephritidae.
AUCUGAAUAUGGAAUGCACCGACAGUUUAUAGAUCACACCCAACCGCCACCCAAUCAAAACAACGAUGUGAACUUUAUGGCAUCCACAGCCGCUGCGGCGGCUGUAGCUGCAGCUUCAGCGCAACUUAAUACAGCACCUAAUAACACAAAUGAAUAUGAUAAAUUUGUGGACAUUGUCAAAAAUAUUGUCGAUAAUCACAAGGCCACUCCGGAUAAAGUGGAUACAUUUGGAGACUUUAUUAAAUCGUACAUGAGACGUUGGCCAGACCGGUUGCAGGAUGAAGCCAUAAAUCACAUAACUAAUUAUGUUAUUGUUAAAAACAUGGAGAAUUCGAUGAAUAAUGGCGGGGAUAGUGUAAACAAUAGACAAUAA